AUGCAGACCGACGAACUCUCGUCGUCGCAAGAAUUCAUUCGAGCUCUCAAGGCACCCAAGGACCCGCCACGCCCUGGAGGUAUAAGAAAGCUUGAUCUGGUACGACAAGCGUGGGAGCUCGAAACACUGUUUAUCCCGAGCAAGGCGGAGGUCAUUGUCGAGUGGGUCUUGCAGUAUCUAUUGUCGAGUGGGAACAUACAGGGAAGAGAAAGCGGGGUUUUGGACAAAAAAGCUUGGAAGCUACUCGCUGAUGUUUUCGCUCGCACUUGUCCCAACUCAAACCUAAACAAACUACCGACUUGGCUAAAUGGAGUCAUCAAUAGGGUAGCUGUAUUGCCCGUAUUCACUCAUCUAUUGCGCGCCCUUGGGACUGUGCCUGACUUGGACUUUGGCGGCUUGGGGGAUGUUACAUCCGUGGCACGUGUACUUAUGCCGCCCGCGGGAUUGAAAGCUAGCUGUGAUAUUGUUGCCGGAUGCUUAUGGGAAAUCCUUGGCUUGUUCGAAGCAGGGCACAACAACGAGAACCUUUUGUUGGCUAUACUUGAAUUGAGCGAUAUAGUCGUAUCGGCGUUUGAAUCAAGCUUUGCUAACUAUUCCAACAAGAAAAAGAUCGCUUCCAUAUUGGUGGAUCAGCAUCUAGAUUCUUGGAUGCGACAAACAGCUCGCCACUCUGAGAACUCGUCCAUAUCCAAGUUUCGUCACCGCCUCUUUGAGAUUGGAUCCUCCAUCAUCUUCACGCCCGAACACACACGUACGAUAUUCCAGCAUUCGGAUACCCACCCUGUUUUGUUAGCAAUUGCUUCUUCACCCCGGAUAUUUGUCACUUAUGUAUCUGCACUACGUGCGCAUAAACUUUCUGUAUUCCUGGACCAAAAUAACUCUACUGGGGGUCUUGCGAAACGGAUUCGUGCGGCUGCGAGAGAUAUUUUUGUUCGUUCGGUCGCCGAGAGAGAGUGGAGCGUGGUUGCCCAGCUAGUUCAGAGCGCCGAGGAGUUACAGGUCGUCGAUGACGAGUGGGCGACUGACCUGGGCGCGCUCGUGGAAUCAGCUGCGCAUGAAUUGAAUAACGAAUGGUCCGAGGAACAAGUUCAUAUCGGAGUACAUGUUUGUUCCACUCUGGCAUGCAUCUUGCGACUAAACUUCGACGUGGUCGAACCGUUUACCGAGAGGCUUCUUUCCGGAUUGUGCGAUGCCCCUCGGGCGGUUCUGGCCGGAGCCGGAGCGGUAUUCCAGCUCUUGUUGGAUUAUCACUCUAAAGCACGUACCCUGCCCAAUUUCUUGCCCCAGUUGGCCAGCGCUGGAUCUCGUGAGUUUUACCGGGCGACGUGUGUGGGUCCCGUGUUUGAGCCCACUUUCACUGCGAGAUUACGCCGAUCAAUCUCAGCGUUCGUCACGCCCGGUCAAAUUCUCUCCUGCACCCAGCGAGCUCUGUCCGAUUUGGCCAGCGACUUGCGAUCUGUUGUUAUCGAACGAGCCACCGAACCUCCACGGAAAAAAAGACGCACGACCUCGGGAGUGGGACCUGGGGAGCAUGAAUCCCGUGCGGUCCAUGUUGCACUUGCAUCACGUCUCAUUGUGGAUGUGUUGUCGAGUUUACCUGUGAAAACGCUCAAGGCUGAUGUAUUCGAGCAGUUGAGGAUAUGUGUGGACGAGUUUGAUGCUGGUGUCUUGUCAGAGACCGUUAGGGCGCUUGUGGAUAUGGAGCAACUUUCAUGGGAGAACCAAGUUGUGCUCGCUGCGGCUCUGCGUAUCCGGUAUGCCUUGCAUCAGAGCAGGUCUCCGGUCCAGUCGAGACAUAUACCCGAGCAUGAUGUCAUGGCUGAAGAGGCUCUAAUGCUAAACAUGAUUGAAAAUGAUUCUAUUUCGGGAGAGCUGGUCACUGAAAUUGUUCGUGUUUUGACCCAAAGCCAGCGUCCGAAAGAGCAUAUAUGCAGGGUUUGGGAUGCCGCGCUCGCUCGGGUUCAACGUGAUGCCGACAGUCAGCAAGAUUUGUCUUGGAAUGGCUCGUUAGCCCAUACGGAAAACCAUCUAUGGUUUCCAUUGUGGGUAUUGUUGCUUGAUAGGCAACUUCACAUUAUUGAAUCCAACCUGUCGGUGGAGCAACUAAAGAUUAUACUAAAUUUGUUCGUCGCCAUGAAUCGAACGGCGCAUGGUGGCAGUAGCGUCACUUCGGCCGGAUUGUUUGACAAGACUGUCACCCUGGCUCAGUUUUGGGAAAUGGCCAAUAUACGAAGGGCUCUCAAUGAGAAAAUAUUACAAGACACUAGCUCGCUUGACGAAGCCGACCUGCAUAAAGCUCUCAAGGCAAUACGCAAGGGCAAGGUAUCCAAACAAGCGGGCUCCCACGAUGUCGCUAUUUCAAUGUAUUACAUUGCCGCUCUCGCUCCGCCAGACUAUCUUGACCGAUCAGUCAAGGUAGCACUACUUUCCCGGGGCCCAUGUGCUGACGUUCUUGCGACUCGGUUGAUAGACCGGGCUGCUGUGCAAGUCGUCUUGCGCCAGCUGAGCUCGGGUAGUGCUGUCGCCCUGCCAGAGGAAUACAUCCGGUACCUCCUCGACCCCCAAUUCCAAACCAUCAAAGAACCCCCGAGUAGCCCUCAGGAUGCCGAUGACGUUCUGCUCAUCUUGACAAUGUCUUUCAGGGUAUAUUCUCGGCUCGCAAAAGACACCGGCACCCCAGAUGAUAUUGUUGCUAUUCUUCGGGCUGUUGAAAAUUCCAGUUAUUCGACUUGCCGUAUUGGGACGAUCCUAACCUGGGAUACGAAAUCUACACUUCCCGAUGAGAUCCGUGCAUGUAUGGUGAAAAUUUUACAGCAAAUCUACAACCGGGUCGAGGAAACUCAGCAGGCGGUUUCUGAUCUACUAAUUGAAGUCGCUAGAUCGCUUCAUUUAUACGAGCAGUGGCUCCAGUUAGAUGGAACACGAACUUCUCGCCGGGCUCGUCGCUUUUUACGGGCGUUGCUCGCACAAAACUCGAUUGCGAGCCAGACGCUUUUGCAACUCCUCACACAAGAAAUUCAGCAUGCCGGUGAAGAUGUUUGUUUGCUCAUCGCGGCUUUUACGCUAAACGCACAGAGCCGUGAUAUUGAUACAUCCCUGGGUGUUGAAGAUUCGUUCGGAGAUGCUUGCCGACGAAUUAGCGCAGAGCAACAUGGGAACCUCACCAACGAGGUUGUGACGUUAUUGUCAGAGCCGGAAACCAACCUUUCAUACCGGGUUGCGACCAUCCGAAUGGCGAGCUUGGCUAUACGCUUUGCUCCAGAGGGAACAUCAAAGGCCCGCCGGAAAAGUACGACUGCUGCUCUCCAUGCUCUUGCUCGACUACCGCUACUGGUGGUGUUUCAGGAAGCAUCCGCAAAAUUUGUUGCAGAAAUAUGUACCGACAGGGCCAAUGCACUCACUGCCUCCGACAUGGCCGCCAUCUGGAUUCUACUCGAUCGCGCCACUACCUCGACGGAGGAAAUCUUCCUAAGAACAUACUCGGCCAUCGUAGCUUCCCUGAAUUCCCUUGUGCGUUUCCGGCGUGACCUCCUGACCCCCACUCUAGCACAACUCGAAGCUUUACUCGCACGACUUAUUCGCAUCCUGCGACUUCGCACGUCACAUGCACUCGAUGCGCCGCAGCGUAGCGCUGAAUCUCAAGCGACUCUAUCUGAGAAAGCAACUGAGCUCGCUCGUCUACUUGUCGGGCUCUCUACCAAGACCGUUGUUCGCCUGUCUGGAAGCAACAAGCCUGAACAGGCGACCAAGGCCGAAUCACUUGCUCGCCCCUUUGCACGUCAUGCGCCUUAUUUGCUAGUAGCAUAUUCGGAAUCGGCAGCUGACAUGAGCACAGCCGUACGAAAUGCAUUGAAACCUGGACUUUUUGCCCUGUGUGUUAUGUGUGGAAUCCCGGCUCGGGAUAUGAUCAUGGUAACUAUGUUGGACACAGUUGGAAGGGAAGUGUUUGGGGCGUUAUGGAGGGAAUGGGAGGCUCAAAAAUAUACUGGAAAAGGCUAG
Rhizoctonia solani is the source of this 3999-nucleotide messenger RNA. RefSeq lists its product as uncharacterized. The record is from RefSeq and is a predicted model, not a curated record. NCBI's taxonomy places the organism in Eukaryota, Fungi, Basidiomycota, Agaricomycetes, Cantharellales, Ceratobasidiaceae. The transcript has 16 exons. Bases 1 to 3999 code for a protein of 1332 amino acids.